This is a messenger RNA of Oenanthe melanoleuca, 1528 nucleotides long. Its product is annotated as regulator of G-protein signaling 9-binding protein-like. NCBI's taxonomy places the organism in Eukaryota, Metazoa, Chordata, Aves, Passeriformes, Muscicapidae. The transcript is spliced from 2 exons. The record is from RefSeq and is a predicted model, not a curated record. Gene Ontology annotation, cellular component: neuron projection. Bases 587 to 1210 code for a protein of 207 amino acids. Gene Ontology annotation, biological process: G protein-coupled receptor signaling pathway.
AUGUCCCUGCUCGGCUCCCCAGGGAGGGAACGUGGGCGGGCUCACACCACAGGGCAGUGCUGCAGGGGCAGCCCAGAGUUGUGGUUCCCACGGACUCUUGGGCGGGCGCCAGUGCUGAGCUCAGAGUUUCCGUGCAGAGCAGCUCGUUCACAUGCUGGAGAGUGAGGGAGCAUGACCCUGGCCCCAAGGGUCCUGCUCUAGGACAGGGCUGUGGGACCACAGGGAUUCUAGAGAGCCACCACUGCCUGCCCCACACUGGGACCCACAUCUCCCACCCAGAGGACCUGGCUAUAAGGUGGAAGAGCAGGAACAGCCCCCUCCCUAUAGGGGAAAGGUGACACUUGUCUCUGGGUCUCUCUGAAGAAGCUGUGCCAGUUCCCUGGGCAUCACAGCUCCCUGGGGACCAGCUGGGGUGGAGCACAGCGGGGGAGAUAAGGCGGGGUACAGUCCCCAGCCAAGGUGGGUGGGAUCACUGGAACGACAGAGCUCAGAGCUGGUCACAUACCACAGCACAGCAGCAGCUGAGCCCCCUGGAGAGCCAGCGACCACCGAGGGCAUCCUGACCCGGCCGUUUUCACGGGAUGUUAUGGCACCGGACAGAAGGGAUGCGUGCCGUGGGCGGGGUGCAGUGGGAGCGUGUGCCACAGCCCAGGCUGCCCUCUGCAAGGCCACGGCUGGACACCGGCAGCUGGUGCUGCAGCUCGGGGGGAGCGCUGACAGCCCUCGGUUGCGUGAGGAGCGCCGCAGGAGGAGCACAGAGGCCCGUGAGCUCAGCAUGGGGCUGCGGCAGGUGCUGCUGGCGGGGCUGCGGCAGAGCCCGGCGAGCCCGCUGGAGCGGCAGGAGCUGGAGUGGCUGUGGGUGCUCUUCCUCUCCGCCCUGGAGCUCUUCCUGCAGGACCUGUGCAGAGCCCAGCACCUCUGUAAGCUCUUCUCUAUGCAAGGGGGUGAUGUUGCCCCACUGCAUACUGGGCUGAGGGGCUGGGGGCUGCCCAGCCGGCGAGGAGGGGGGCCCACACAGCUCCCAACCACCCAGUGCUUGGAGGAAGAGAUCGAGCAGGUGAGGGCGACCUUGGCAGAAAUGGAGAGCGGAGCCAACAUUCCACCAUGGACAGUGGAAGCCACAGAGACUACACAGCCAGAGACAAGCGGCACUACAGAGAGAACGGCCUGGGGAGGCCCCUGUUCUGGGCACUGCUGUGGGGUGCUGUGAGCUAGGGGGGCAGGAGAUAGCAGCAGAGGUGGCACCCUGGUCACAGAGCAGGGGACAGAGGCCCUAUUUACCCCUACAGUCCUCAGCCCUUGCCUUUGCAGGUGAUGGAGUGGGCUGCUCCCACCCUGCAGAAGGAAGGGAUCCACUCCAGGCCCCCAAAUAUUGAUAGAGCUCCUGUUACCCCACAGGGGUAAGUGUCCCUUUCACCCUCCCUGCCCACACUUGCAGAGGAGCCUCUGGGCACUGAGAGCAUGCCAGAGUUGCUACAGAAUCCCCUGCAGAAGUUAUAAACAUGCAUUUAUUUAUACAUUAACCGUG